GCGCCAAAUAGCGUGUGAAUUCCCUCACCGUGAACCCAUGAUGCACGCGAUCAGGCGCGUCAAGUACUGCAUCCGUGCGGCUCUUCCUAUUCCUGACCUGCACUCCCUCUGCAUUUUUAUCCCUCACAGCCUACUUUAAUCACCCACACUCGCCUCAACUACCAGGUAUCUCCACUGUACAACUUCUACAAUUCAAACACCUUGUCAACCAACUUCGUCUACUAUCCGUACCCCUUAUACGACCUGCACGGCGCAUCCGCCAUGGAUCCGCCCAGCAUACCGCCCUCUCCCUUGAGGCGCAAGGCUUCGGUCUCGUAUGCGUCUAGCCCGUCGAAACGCGCCCGCUCCGUCGCGAAUCCGGUCAAGGUCAGCACUGUUGACACGAUUGUCGAGUCCAUUGGCGACCUGGAAGUCUAUCUCAGCCCGAAAAGCUCGAAAGCAUGUCUCGAUGCACUUCCAGAGGAAUUGGUGGUCAAGAUAUUCAAUCGACUUGGCAAGGGUUCCCUCGCGAUAUUGAGUAGGACGAAUAAACGUUAUAAGCGAAUUGCCGACGAGAAUUUGUACGAAAUCGUCCGGACUGGAACUUUCUUGGGGCUAAGUAUGAUUGAGACCCUGGUCGACAAUUCAAAGCUGGCGGAACUUAUCAAGCAUCUCGAGUUGGAUUACUGGUCAUUUUUGAGAUCAUUUCCAACCAUGACUGCCUCGGAAGAGAAGGAGAUGGAGGACCAGUGGGAAGCGUACACCCGCCUGCUUGUAUCUGCUAUCAACGUGCGGUAUCUCUACAUUGCCUCUCAGCUGGGAGAUUACCAUCGCAUAAAUCGAAACGGUGUCGCACGAGAACACACUUGGUUAACGCCACUCCGCAUUGCUGGUCGCGGUCUCACCGCCAACCCAUCAAACUCUUUCGCGCAUCUCAAGCAUCUGUGCAUUACAGGAAACUCGGAAGUGUCAAUCGAGGAUGUUGCUCCGAUCUUUCGGUUUCCAUCAUUGACAAAGGUGGACUUAGUGCGGUUCUAUGAGCCCGCCCACAUCACCAAUUGGGAGAUUCCACAGUCCAGCUCCAGCAUCACAGAACUGAAUCUGGAUUCAAGCUUUAUCGCAAGUGCGGUCAUCGCGCAGAUGGUGUCAUCUAUCAAAGCGCUGAAGAGCUUUAGAUAUGAGUACCUCGCAGACCACUGGAGGCCGCUUGGCGCUGACGACGAUGCUCGAAGCUAUUGGGCACACGUUUCUUGGACGGACAUUGGGGACGCAUUGCGCAAGCACAAGAACUCGCUAGAGCAUCUCGAUUACCACGAAAUCGAUAUUGCUGAUUGGAACGCAGAGGUUUAUCCGGACGGGAGGAAGCCUGGAACUCUAGGCUCACUAGAAGACUAUCCUCAGCUGAAGAGCGUUAUGGUCUUGAUCGAUACGUUGCUCGACCUAGACCAUGAAGAUAUCGAGUUGGCACGAAAACUCCCUGCUAAACUCGAGCGUUUGCUACUCAGGAUCACCCCGGAGGAAGCCAAGUCUCAGCUAUACCGCGAGGCGCUCAUGUCCCUCAAGGAUGGCGCGUUCAACAGACCAAACAAGAUUCUUACGAUAAAUAUCAGCGCCGAAGUACCCGUGCGCUCACUCCGCCUUGCUGACGCUGUCGAAGCGCUAAAGCAGCUGGGUAUCAAAGUAACCAUGUAUGCACAAGUGCUAGGCGGCGAGGAGCUAAAGUUGGAUGUUUUGCGUAGAAUGGAGGCUGAUGACGACGAGGAAGAUACGGACUCGGAUCUGGAAGUAGAGGAGAAUGACGAUGAAACUGGGGACAAUGGCGAAGAGUAUGAUGAAGAGGAAGAGGAGGCUGAAGAGGCCACUUACAUGGAUCCACUGACGAGUCAAAUGUUUGCUGAAGAUCCUUUUGCGGACUCGCGACUUCGAAAGAUUUCAUGGCACGGAGGCGAGGAUACGGCGAUACAACAGCGACCAACUGUGAACUAUGGUUUGAGCACACGGAAUCUUGUAUAA
Molecule: messenger RNA, 1992 nt
Organism: Cucurbitaria berberidis CBS 394.84
Lineage: Eukaryota; Fungi; Ascomycota; Dothideomycetes; Pleosporales; Cucurbitariaceae
Exons: 2
Coding region: 262-1992 (576 amino acids)
Molecular function (GO): protein binding
Source: RefSeq, a predicted model, not a curated record